AUGCACAGUAUGAUUCACAUCAUUGUUACAUUAGUUGUUAUGAUGACUACUGUUAGUAGUCUUACUAUGUUCAAUGCUACAAAUCUAAUUAGAAAUGAAGACAAAACAAUAAUGAUGACUACAAUAGAAGAAAAAUCAACAUCUUAUAGAGGUUAUUUAUUCUUUGAAAUUUAUACAGCUGAUGAACAAGGUGCUGGUACAGAUUCAAAUAUAUAUGUUACUAUUGUUGGAACAAAAACUAAUUUGACUCGACAAGCAUUAAGAAGUAUUGGCCCAUCAAUGAAUGCAUUUGAACGAAAUCAAGUGGAUAUAUGUAUGAUAUAUACAAAUGUGAAAUUCGAUAAAACCGAUAAUAUUAUACAAGGUAUUGAACUUAUAAAUGAUGGUAAAUGGAUUGGAUCACCUUGGAAACCAAGUUGUAUCUAUCUCAGUGGAGUAGAUGGUGCUCAAACAAAUGAUCGAUGGGUUAUUUCAGGCAAUCCUAUUUUUAUCUCUUUAUUAGAACCAAAUAAAGCAGCAUUUUGUCUAUGGCCGGUUAUUCAAGAAUUUCAAGAAGCUAAACGUUUGAAAGAAAAACAGAAAUUGCAAAUGGAUUCCCACGGUUUUAUUAAUGUUAAUAGUGAACGUAUUUAA
This is a messenger RNA of Rotaria sp. Silwood1, 633 nucleotides long. NCBI's taxonomy places the organism in Eukaryota, Metazoa, Rotifera, Eurotatoria, Philodinida, Philodinidae. The record is from the annotation of a GenBank genome assembly.